AAUUUCAGUGAAACGGAACACACCAGAGGAAAUUACGUAAGCGGAAGUGCUUUUGCACGGCGGUAUUUGUUUUUUAUUCCUAUAAUAAUCAAGCGGGUGGUAAAACAACUAAAAUAAACGCGUUUAUAUUCGGGUUAUGCGCUGUACACAUGACACAAACUACAGCCGAGGAGCCAUAACCAAAAAGCAGGACGUAUGGAGAGCACACUGAAAGAUUCGAGGCCUAGCAGCCCUUUCUUCAGCCUGGAUGAAGAUGAAACCAGCGAACAUCUAAAUGAAGCUUGUCUACUGAGUGACAGUGAACUGCCUUUUGAUGACCGAAGAUCCUCUUAUGAUUUUUCCAACGUGAUCGUUCCAGAAACUCCAGAAAGCCCUCUCAAUUUUCAAAGAAAAAGGCAUUCCCAAGUCGCAGACAGUUACAGUGGGGCUACACUAUUUGGUGCAGAUGGCAAAAGUUCACAGAGAGGGGACAUGAUUCCCGGAUACCUCAACACAACCCCUUGCUCUCAAAGGACACUAAAACGAAGAAGAUUACAAGAGCCCAUAGGAGGUGUACAUGAUGUACAAACUGGAAUUGGAAGAGGAUUUGUUCCUGCCUCAUCUCUUUUAUCUGAAAUGACGUGGCUGGAGUCUCCACGCCCCUCACAGUCCACUGUUUCUUCCUCUUCCACUUCUGCCUUUUCACGUUCUAGUUCAGCUCCUGAACGAUCUGUACUGGGAGCUGCUUCUGCUGCUGGUCAUAUUUGCUCACGCAAGACUUCUCCCUGUGGUCGUGCCUCUGAGCAAAAAAUACUUAAUAAAUGCAAUAAGGAACGGAGAGCAAAAAAGACAUCAACCUUUAACAGUCAUGGGUCCUCUAGGUGUACAUCAACAACACUUUCGCAUGGAGCAGUGGAAACACACUUGCACACUACAGACACAGAAAGAGGAUCUUGCAUUCAAGAGGAGAUUGUUGUCAUAGAUGAUGAUGAUGAUGAUAUGGUGGUUGAGGCUACUGUUCGCUCUAUUCAAAUGGCUGAAGACGAGGCGUUUGCUAGAAGCCUCCAGGAGCAAUUUGAUAGAGAGGAACAGUUUAAUCAGGAGCAAAAUCGAUUACAGACCACCUCACCCAACAGACCUCCACGAAACCUCCCAUUUAAUUCCUAUGUAGGUCUGAGCUGGAUCUCUCCCUGGGCCUCCAUGAUACACUCAUCAUCAUUCUCAGAGCUGCAGCAGGCCAUGGUUGUGGAGCAGCCCAGCAGACAAACAAGACAGACUCGGGGAGGUCGCAGCUCUCGCCACAGAAACGGUCCACACGUGUCUUUAGACAUGCUUGAUGACAGCCAGGGAAAUAACUAUGAGGCUCUUCUGGCACUUGAGGAGAUCCAGGGAUCUGUGAUGGGCAAGAAAACCCUCACUAAAGUUGAGAUUGAAAGACUCCCUGCAAAAGCUUAUGAUCCAGCACACAGUGCAGGCAAGACAGAAUGCCAAAUCUGUUUCUCUGACUACAAGAAAGGAGAGAAGCUGCGAAUGUUGCCGUGCUUCCAUGACUACCAUGUGAAGUGCAUUGACCGCUGGUUGAAAGAGAAUGCCACCUGUCCUAUCUGCAGGGCAGAUGUAUCAACAUAGUGCACAUGAUCUCAGGACUGCUUCUCUACCUCAUAACACAAGACUACACAAUAUGUAUUGUAUGCAUGCAAUUUUAAUUUACACGUGCCUCAGAAAUGUAUUUUUCUUAAAAAUAAGAAAAACUAAUGUAACGGAUUGACCAACAAAUUAUCCGAAUGAAAUACAUUCAAUGCAUCCAAUACAUCCAGGUUUACUGUUAGAAUGUACUACUGUGCAUUUGGGUUUUUUUUUUUAAAUAAAAUGAUUUUUUUUCUUAGGCUGGCUUGGACAUUGUCAAUUGCCACAUAAUUAUUGGUGCUUAAUGGUAACUUCAUCUAGUAAAAAGGUUUUAUAAAUAUUGCUGUUGCUUUUUACUUUUAUCCUAAUUAAAAUACCUCCAGCACUGGUACCUUGUACUUUUAA
Molecule: messenger RNA, 2010 nt
Organism: Silurus meridionalis
Lineage: Eukaryota; Metazoa; Chordata; Actinopteri; Siluriformes; Siluridae
Exons: 11
Coding region: 196-1608 (470 amino acids)
Source: RefSeq, a predicted model, not a curated record